Messenger RNA from Doryrhamphus excisus (bluestripe pipefish), 4003 nucleotides. It is a transcript of the gene aldh1l1, whose product is annotated as aldehyde dehydrogenase 1 family, member L1. Gene Ontology annotation, molecular function: oxidoreductase activity, acting on the aldehyde or oxo group of donors, NAD or NADP as acceptor; formyltetrahydrofolate dehydrogenase activity. Gene Ontology annotation, cellular component: cytoplasm. Gene Ontology annotation, biological process: biosynthetic process; one-carbon metabolic process; 10-formyltetrahydrofolate catabolic process. The record is from RefSeq and is a predicted model, not a curated record. NCBI's taxonomy places the organism in Eukaryota, Metazoa, Chordata, Actinopteri, Syngnathiformes, Syngnathidae.
AGGUGGCCCCCUGGCUGCCUCAUUCCUGAUCCGACCAAUCAAGAUGCCGCACUGCCGUGUUAUGCAACAGGCUGCCUGCAUGUGUGCUUGGGUGGAGGAAAAUAAAGCUACUGUGUCCAACUAAUCACUCUCUUUUUUUUAAGACAACCCAGAGCUGCAAGCAGGGACCGCUGUGAGGCGUGAGGAUGAAGAUUGCUGUGAUUGGUCAGAGUCUGUUCGGCCAAGAGGUUUAUAAGGAGUUGAGAAAAGAUGGCCACACCAUUGUUGGCGUAUUCACCAUCCCUGACAAGGACGGCAAGGCUGACCCACUAGCUACAGAGGCAGAAAAGGAUGGCGUCACCGUCUUCAAGUUUCCUCGCUGGCGUGUGAAGGGCCAGGCCAUCGCGGAGGUUGUGGACCAGUACAAAGCCACGGGUGCCGAACUCAACGUCUUGCCCUUCUGCUCCCAGUUCAUCCCCAUGGAGGUUAUUGACCAUCCCAAACACGGCUCCAUCAUCUACCACCCCUCCCUGCUGCCUCGCCAUCGAGGAGCUUCCGCCAUCAACUGGACCUUGAUCCAUGGCGACAAAAAGGGCGGGUUCACUGUGUUUUGGGCUGAUGAUGGGCUUGACACCGGACCAAUUCUGCUGCAGAAGGAGUGUGAUGUUGACCCUAAUGACACCGUCAACACCAUCUAUAAUAGAUUUCUCUUUCCAGAGGGAGUGAAAGGCACUGUGGAGGCAGUGAAGCUCAUUGCAGAGGGGAAGGCUCCACGGAUCACCCAGCCAGAGGAAGGGGCCACAUACGAAUGCAUCCAAAAAAAAGACAAUUCAAAGAUUGACUGGAACCAGUCUGCUGAGGCUCUUCACAACUGGAUCAGAGGAAAUGACAAAGUGCCUGGUGCCUGGGCAGAAAUUGAUGGACAGCGAGUGACUUUCUAUGGCUCGUCGCUGGUGGAUAAUGGCACAACAACAAAUGGACAGCCCCUGGAGAUCCCUGGAGCAAGCCAGCCUGGCUUAGUCUCUAAAGGAGGCCUGGUACUGUUUGGUAAUGACGGCAAGGCACUGCUGGUUAAGAACUUGCAGUUUGAGAAUGGGAAGAUGAUCUCUGCCGCGCAGUACUUCUGCUCAGGAAACAGUGCUGCCGUGGAGCUGACUGAGGAGGAGAAAGGCUUUGCUGAGCAGAUGAAGGCAGUGUGGCAGAGCAUUCUCACCAACGUCAGUCAGAUUAAAGACUCCACUGAUUUUUUCAAGUCUGGAGCUGCUUCCAUGGAUGUGGUCAGGCUUGUAGAGGAGGUGAAAAUGCGUGCGAGUACCUGCCAAUUACAAAACGAAGACAUCUACAUGAACACCACCUUCCAGGAGUUUAUCCAGAUGUGUGUGAGGAAGCUACGAGGGGAGGACAAUGAAGACCAAUUAGUUAUUGACUACGUGGAGAAGAACAUCAACAACAUGACUGUGAAAAUGCCUCAUCAGCUUUUUGUCAAUGGAGAGUUUGUAGACGCAGAAGGGGGAAAAACGUACAAGACAAUCAACCCCAGUGAUGGCACGGCCAUUUGUGAUGUGUCACUGGCUCAAAUAAAAGACGUGGACCAAGCGGUGGCUGCUGCUAAGGAAGCGUUUGAAGAGGGCGAGUGGGGCAAAAUGAACCCAAGAGAUAGAGGAAGACUCCUAUACAAGCUGGCUGAUCUGAUGGAGCAGCAUCAGGAAGAACUGGCCACCAUCGAGUCCAUUGACUCAGGCGCUGUUUACACUCUGGCCCUCAAGACUCACGUGGGCAUGUCAAUCCAGACCUUCCGCUACUUCGCCGGCUGGUGCGAUAAGAUCCAAGGUAGCACCAUCCCCAUCAACCAAGCCAGACCCAAUCGCAACCUCACCUUCACCAAAAAGGAACCAAUCGGGGUAUGUGCCAUUGUGAUUCCUUGGAAUUACCCUUUGAUGAUGCUGGCCUGGAAGACUGCAGCCUGCCUGGCAGCAGGGAACACAGUGGUCCUAAAACCUGCUCAGGUGACUCCACUUACAGCUUUGAAAUUUGCUGAGUUGGCGGCGAAAGCAGGAUUACCUAAAGGCGUGAUUAAUAUUCUACCUGGAUCAGGUGCCGUGGUGGGUCAGCGUUUGUCCGACCAUCCCGACGUCCGAAAACUGGGAUUCACAGGUUCCACUGAAAUUGGUAAACACAUCAUGAAAAGCUGUGCAGUCAGUAAUGUGAAAAAAGUGUCACUGGAGCUCGGAGGAAAAUCUCCUCUCAUCAUCUUCAGUGACUGUGACAUCGACAAAGCUGUACGCAUGGGCAUGAGUUCUGUGUUCUUCAACAAGGGAGAGAACUGCAUAGCAGCCGGCAGACUAUUUGUGGAAGACGGUAUUCACGACCAGUUUGUGAAAAAAGUGGUUGAAGAAAUGAAGAAGAUGAAGAUUGGUGAUCCACUGGACCGCUCCACAGAUCACGGCCCUCAGAACCAUAAAGCCCACUUAGACAAACUGGUGGAAUAUUGUCAGACUGGUAUCAAGGAGGGAGCCACCCUGGUGUGUGGUGGCAAACAGGUACAGCGACCAGGGUUCUUCUUUGAGCCCACCGUGUUCACGGAUGUGCAAGACCACAUGUAUAUCGCACGAGAGGAGUCGUUUGGCCCCGUCAUGAUUCUGUCCAAGUUUAAGAGCGGAGACGUGGACGAUGUCCUGCGAAGAGCCAACGCCACAGAGUAUGGCCUCGCUUCAGGUGUUUUCACAAGAGACAUCAGCAAAGCGCUGUAUGUCAGUGAAAAACUCAACGCCGGGACAGUCUUUGUCAACACCUACAACAAGACGGAUGUGGCUUCACCCUUUGGAGGCUUCAAACAGUCUGGCUUUGGAAAAGACCUGGGUCAAGAGGCCCUCAACGAAUACCUGAGGACCAAGGCUGUGACCAUCGAAUACUGAUUCUGUUCUGCCUCAAGACUGGUGCUUUGUUCUUAAAGGAAAACUAUACUUUUAUAUGAAAUUCCCCCCAAAACAUGAACACACAUUUCUUUCCAUUUUCUGUGCAUUCAAAUAAGAGAAAAUGAUAUCUUUAAAGCCCUGUAAAAAAAACAACUCUAACAACAUUGUAUGGUUUGAUCAUGCAUUAAAAGGUACAUUGAUGAUAACAUGUAAUACUUACAGUAUCUUGCUGUAUAUGAUGCCAACUGACGGAAUAGCUGUAUCUUCCAGCAUGAGACCUGUUCAGGUAAAAAAAAUGCUCAGAACAAAUCUUUGUAGCGAUGUUGUCGGGUGUAAGUUGAGAGCCGGUAUCCACUGCUUCAGUCUGUCCCGUUGUUUUGUUUCUUGGUAACUUUGGCGUUAUUGGUAACUUUUGGCGUUAUUGCCACAACCGUCAACAAUACACUUGUGAGGCAUUAUUUACAACCUAGCGGUAACUUUUCACAGCUAACAACACAGUGGCGAGGCGUUGUGUUGGUCUGCCAGAAAUAUACAGUAGUACUUUGUGGUAGCUGCUACAAUAACAAUAUCGCUGUAGCGUGGUUAAUAUACAGGUCAGUUUUUGUAAAAAAUAAAAAUAAGUAAAGUAAGUCCCAAUGACGUACAUUGUUAGCUAGCUCAUUGUAACUCGUUUUCUCUCAUUAGUAAUAUGUGUUCAUGUUUCACAUCAGGAUGGGUACACAAAAAGUGCAGUUUUCCUUGAACAUGUAGUGCCAAUCAUACCAUAUGCCUUGUUGUCAUGGGACUGUCCUAAUGUGCUGUGAUGAUGGCGUUAGUCAGGGGAUACCUGUGAAAACGUGCUGCAUCGAAAUAUGGCUUACAUUAGGUCACAAGUGUCUUGAAAUCUGUAACGGAUGCACACUACCUUGAACCUUCUGAUUCUGCUGAGCUAAUCACGUUUUACUUGAAUCGCCCCUGCCGCCAUUGGACGGUACUGUUUCUGGAACUGCUGGACUGGAUAGAUAUCAUGAUGUCUCUUCUGUGUGUCUGACCUCAGCAAUCAGUCUGCAUUGAUUUGGACUUUGUGAUGCAUUCUUUGCUACUGUGAAUAAAUAAAUGCAUUAAUCAUC